UUGAUUUCAGUUGAGCUAGACCAGUCUGUAAACACACACUGUACGAGACGGACUUAUACGAGCUUAAUUCUUCAUAAUUUUGCAAAUUGAGAUAAGUGGAAAUCAUUUUUCAAUAAACAUAUCAAAACGUUUUGUUCGGAGAGAUAAUCUUUGACACCAGCAAUGUUGACCUCGCUAAAGAUUUCGGUUGUGGUUGUAUUUGCAUUGACGGUGAAUGCUCAGAAAAAUUUUGGAAGCAACUGCAGAAAUGUAAACUGUGCAUCAUCGCAGCAAUGUCUGGGUCUUUAUGAACCGUGUAAGGCAGGUCUGGUUGAAGGCUCAACAUGUGGCUUCUAUGCAUCGUGUUUGGAUCUGGACGGAGAAGUUAAACAGUCUGAACGAGUCUCUAGUACGUCGAAUGUUGGCAAUGAUCAAAAAUCGACUGACGUUGUUUCAUCGAAUAAGACUAGCAGUAAUAGUGGGCAAUUGUAUCCAAAUUUACCACAACCAGAUCAACCGUCGGCUCCACAAGGUGGUUAUUAUCCGCAAAAUCCACAAGGAGGCUAUUAUCCACCGAAUCCUCAAGGAGGCUAUUAUCCACCGAAUCCUCAAGGAGGCUAUUAUCCACCAAACCCUCAAGGAGGCUACUAUCCACCGAAUCCUCAAGGAUAUCCAAAUAAUCCACCUCCACCUGCAUCAGAUACAUCUGGCAGUAAAAAGGAAGGUGAAUCUGGACUGGGCAGCUUUCUGAACUUUUUCAGCGGUGGCAAUCGUGGAUCUUCUGGAAGCUCUGGAGGUCCUGAUUUGGGUUCAUUGCUGAGCGUUCUGGGAAAAGGAAAUUCAAAUCCUUCGAGUAGUUCAGGUUCUGGUGGAAUCGAUUUUUCUGGUUUGUUGAGCGCUUUCACCGGUAGUGGAGGACGUGGAAGUAAUCAGAACACUAAUACUCGUAAUGAUUUUGAUAAUAGAAAUCCUACUGGUCAAGUAGGUCCAAAUCAACCUUAUAACGGUAAUGCUGGACCAAAUCAAAAUCCAAACCAAGCACAAGAUAGUGGUCCAAGUUUCUUACAAACAUUGGGAAAUUUCGCUUCAUCACCUCUUGGUCAACAGCUAUUAGUUAACGCAUUGCGAAGUAGAGAUACUGAGGACAACGCACAGCAAAAUCGUAGAUAUGGUGGCUUGUUCUCUGAAAAUACUAGCAGAACUACACAAAAUGGAUCGGAAGCCAGCUCGAAGGGUUAUCCAACUCAAGCGCCUUACACGCCCUAAAACAAUUUUGAUUCAUUAAGAGCAACAAUUUUAUGUUAAAAUGGAUUAUAGGAACUACAAUAAACUUGUAUGACAAACUA
Bradysia coprophila is the source of this 1325-nucleotide messenger RNA. RefSeq lists its product as uncharacterized. NCBI's taxonomy places the organism in Eukaryota, Metazoa, Arthropoda, Insecta, Diptera, Sciaridae. The record is from RefSeq and is a predicted model, not a curated record.